This is a messenger RNA of Thrips palmi, 2946 nucleotides long. It is a transcript of the gene Cog1, whose product is annotated as conserved oligomeric Golgi complex subunit 1. Gene Ontology annotation, cellular component: COG complex; Golgi apparatus. The transcript is spliced from 16 exons. Bases 91 to 2808 code for a protein of 905 amino acids. Gene Ontology annotation, biological process: intra-Golgi vesicle-mediated transport. The record is from RefSeq and is a predicted model, not a curated record. Lineage: Eukaryota; Metazoa; Arthropoda; Insecta; Thysanoptera; Thripidae.
ACAUUCAAAAGGCAUUAUUUUCAGUGAGGGUGGUUUGUUUUGGUCUGGCUUGUGACAUGUCAAGUCGGUGCUCUCCGAUUAGAAACAGCAAUGUUGCCACCAAAUAUGUUAGACGUCGAUCCAGACAAAAUCUUCGAGGAAAAAUCAAUCAUUGAGAUAGAGGUCAUUCAAAAGAAAAUCCAAGAUGAAAUUGAAAGGAAGAAGGAGGAACUCAGAACCAUGGUUGGGGAGCGUUACAGGGAUUUAAUCGAAGCUGCUGACACCAUCAGUGACAUGCAACAUACAGCUGCAGGAGUCAUAACUCGUAUUCAAAACAUGGAGUCAAUGUGUGGAGCCUUCCAACAGAGGCAACUUUUAGGCUUUCAACUAGAUCUGUCCAAAGUAUCGAACACAACACUGAAUAAACAUGACAGCACUGGACUUGGUCUAGCAAUUCAAGUUAAAAUUUUAGUGGCUGUCCCAGAACAGAUCUGGGUUGCAGUUGAAAGAGAGGACUACCUCUUAGGAACACAACUUUUCCUUUUGGCGAGGCAUAUUAAAACUGGGUUUCGCCUUGAAAGCUCUUCUCUUCUUGAGGAAAUGAUGCCUGUAGUGACGCGUCAAUGGGCUGCAAUUUCCCAUUUCCAAGAAAAGUUGGUUAAUGGAGCUCUGGCAGCUCUUGGAUCCCCCGACAUAAAACCCCUGUAUGCUGCAAGAUAUCUUUGUGUGUUGGCUCUCCUUCAGAAUAUGAAUGGAGAAAAUCUUCUUGAUCGUUUUCUCCAAGUACGACAGACUGCUCUAAGUUCUGUUCUUCUAUUAGGAGACGACAAAGCAAAUGUUAAACAUCGUAUUUCUGCAAGCUUGCACUUACUCCUUAACACACUAUCAUUGCUGCAUUCCUGUUUUGUUGAGGGAAGAGGAGGACAACAAGAAGGUCUCCUCUGGCAGCACCUUAAUGCUCUCACACAGGAAGAAACUUCUGUGUUGAAUAGUCAUGGCAGUAGCACCUGCCUCAGUUUGCUUGAAAUAUUGGAUACUUUGGGUCUAGAACCAACAUCUCUUCGCCUACUCCCUCCUGUUGUGCGAGAUUUCAGGCCUGCUAAUACAUCUUGCAAAGAGAGUGUAUCGUUGGAUCAAGUUCGAGCACACACAUCAAAGUGGUUGCAGUCACUCAAUGCCUUUUUAAAAGAUACUGUAAACUCUUUACUUGACCUUGUGACAUCAAUUCGGGCUCUUCAAGGUGUCAGAGACAUCUCAAUAAAAGAACAGCAGGGGCUUAGUGGCUGGGAUAUAGCCUUACAAAAGCUUCAGCUGCCAUGUGGCUCAGAUAUUUGGAAUGUCUAUUACCAACCACUUCUGAGCUGUAGACUUAGGGUUCUUGUAGAACAGCAGUGGACUACGGCUCUUGCCACAACUCGACAAAAGCUUGCGGACCAGCUAAGAGCAAUUUUAAGAGACAAGACUCAUCAACCUGAACACGAUCUGCGGUGGUUUGUUUGGAGGGAACAAUCCACAGAUCUUCCUCAGAAACCAGUGCCGACAAAGGCCCUCUUGCCCUCUCAUGGUCUUAUUUUGAAGUGUCAGGGUUACACUCCAAGGGUGGAAGCUUUGUGCCAAUCCCUGGAUGGUCCACUAGCUGUUUUAUUGCAAGAACUUGCUUCAUAUGUUCAAGACUCCGAUCAUGAUCGGAAUGAAAUUCAGAAGUAUUUCCAGCAGUGCAGCUCCAACCAUCUACAAGGGUUUUGUCAGCAUAUUAAGGACAACUGUUUAACUGGAGCCACUGGCCGCGAUGAGGCAUGCAUUGCUCUUGUGGCUCGUCUCUUAGGAGCCCUUUGUGAUUUGAGUCCGGCCCUCAAAUCAUGUUUCCUUCCUUUUGCUGUUAUCUCAUCAUCCAAAAAUUUACUCGGUUCGUCUGCUGCUUGGACUGACAUGGUGAGUGUGCUGCAAGAAUGUAGCAGGCAUGCCUGGGAUGCAUGGCAAGAACUUGUGUCAUCUAAUUUGGCAGGCACUUUUCAAGAAAUGCUUAUCCCAGAUUCAGGGAAUCUUUCUGUUAUACUAUCACACUCUACCCCUCAAUGGGAAGAACACAGUAUGGAGGAGCAAGGAGAAGAAGGUGGCAGGCUGCAUUCUGUCAUUAGAGUUCCUGCCCAGCCAAGCCUUGUGCUCCAAGAUACCUUGUCUCAUGCUUGCCAGGUACUAGGAGCUGCUCAACCCCAUACCAUUGCAAGCAAAGCUAAAAUUGGAUUUGUGGAAAAGCUUGUUUUAAACAUUUUAGAACAGUACAGUAGUGCAGUGAAAAUGGAUCUGCCUCAGGCACAAGCACUUCAGUUCCUCCUUGAUGUUAUGUUCCUAUCAGCUGCACUCAUACCAAGAAGCCAAAAGGCACUUUCUCAACAAGCUCAGCAAAUUUGUCAAGCACUUGAGGAAAAAAUAGAUCCAUUUGAUUUGGACGUGUUCACUCCCUAUAUUCAGAAGAAUGUACGACAAAGUGUGCGCCACAUGCAGUGUUUGCUGGGAGUUCUUAUCACAUGCUGGCCUGAAAAACUAGCCAGUAUGUGGACUACUUCCAGUGGCUCCGACAAGAGCUCCGAACAGCCCAGCUUACUCGCUGUUUGCCCUGCUGCCCCAUGGUUUCCACUGCUGCCUGUAGUUCUGCCCAAUUCGUCCAGCACAAUGCCUGGUCCUAUGCAGCAGCCAGCUCCACAGGAAAAACCACAGCCUAAACAAGGUCAAACGCGCAGUCCAAAGAAGAAAGCGGAACCUAUGGAAAAUAUCAAGUCUGGGGCUGCGGCCUUCUUUGGUGCCAUGAGCACAGACUGGUUUGGUUAGUUAGUCCCUCCCCAUUAACUGUAAAUCAUAGUUUAUUUAAAAUUGAUGUGGCAUGAAAUAUUGCUUAAGUGAAGUUGUUAUUGCAAUUUAAUGUUAUGAUAUAGUUUAAAUUAUAUUAAUAAAAAAAUUUUAUGUGAA